UCUGACGCUACACUCAUGCCUUGCUGCACAAAAACCCCUACAGCUCAUGCCAUGAAGGAAGAGAAUUUUCUUCGGCGCAGGUUCUCACUCUGCCCUGCCUCUUCUACUCCUCAGAAGAUUGAUCCUCGCAAACUGACCCGAAACCUGUUUUUUGGGGCUGAUAAUGAGAUCUAUCCACUCAGUCCAGGGAAAGACAUGGAAGGAAACACAUUGUCCAUGUUGAAGGAUGAGAUUCCACAGACACCGAACUCUAUUAAUAAGACUGAGUUCAAGUUCUGCAAUGGGUCUGAUAAAGAGUGUGUAUCUCCUACUGGAAAAAACAACAAGAAAGAGACUUUGAAGGUACAAAAGAAAAAUUAUAGGCAGGAGAAGAAAAGAGCCACCAAGCAACUCUUCAGUGCUUUGAAAGAUCCUAGUGUGGUCAUUAUGGCAGAUUGGCUGAAGAUUCGUGGAACUCUGAAAAGUUGGACAAAGUUGUGGUGUGUACUGAAACCUGGAGUGUUGCUGAUCUACAAAACACCAAAGGUUGGACAGUGGGUGGGAACCAUCUUGCUACAUUCAUGUGAGCUGAUUGAGAGACCCUCCAAAAAAGAUGGCUUCUGUUUCAAGCUUUUUCAUCCUCUGGACCAGUCAAUCUGGGCUGUGAAGGGUCCGAAGGGAGAGAAUGUAGGUUCCAUCACACAGCCUCUUCCAAGCAGUCAUUUGAUCUUCAGGGCAGCUUCUGAAUCAGAUGGACGAUGCUGGUUGGACGCUCUGGAACUGGCCUUACGUUGCUCCAGUCUAUUCAGGCUUAGUGCCUCAAAGCAGGGAAAGGAUGGUGACCUGAACUGCUCAACUGAUUCUUCACAUGCUGGGCUGUACAACCUACUGCACACAGCUACAAUAUCAGACCAGGAACUUUUCCAUCUUAAUGAAUCUGCUUUGGAAAACCAUCACCUGGAGAAUGAUGCUUUUUCUGACAAAUCUGAGAGAGACAACAUAGAUGAAUCUGAGAAUGAAAUGCAUGAGAACAGCCGGAAAACCAAUGAAAGUGAGAGUGAUCAGUCUGAAAUCCAUGGGGAAUUGUCCCAGGAAAAGAAAGGGACAACUUAUUUAGAACAGAACUAUGAAGAAUUUGGAGAGACAGGUGAAACUUCUCAAACAGAAACGGUGUCGGAUGAAAACAAGAGUCUGAUGUGGAUUCUUCUGAAGCAGCUGCGGCCUGGCAUGGACCUGUCUCGUGUGGUUCUACCUACUUUCAUCUUAGAGCCACGCUCCUUCCUCAACAAGCUUUCAGAUUAUUACUACCAUGCUGACCUACUUUCCCAAGCUGCUCUUGAAGAAGAUCCAUAUUGUCGAAUCAAGCAAAUCUUGAGGUGGUACCUGUCAGGCUUUUAUAAGAAGCCGAAGGGAAUUAAAAAGCCAUACAAUCCCAUCUUGGGAGAGACUUUUCGUUGCUGUUGGUUUCACCCACAGACAAAUAGUCACACAUUUUACAUAGCAGAACAGGUUUCUCAUCACCCUCCUGUAUCAGCCUUUCAUGUCAGUAACCGGAAGGAUGGGUUCUGUAUUACUGGCAGCAUUCUAGCCAAAUCCAAGUUUUAUGGUAAUUCACUUUCAGCACUGUUGGAUGGGCAAGCCAAACUUACUUUUCUAAGCAGUGGAGAGGAGUAUGUUAUUACUAUGCCAUAUGCCCAUUGCAAAGGAAUUCUGUAUGGUACCAUGACAAUGGAGCUUGGAGGGAAGGUUACCAUUGACUGUGAGAAAAGCAGUCACCGAGCAGAACUGGAAUUUAAAUUAAAGCCCUUCUUUGGUGGCAGCACAAGCAUUAAUCAAAUCUCGGGGAAGAUCAAACUGGGAGAAGAAGUGCUGGCAAGCCUUGAUGGACACUGGGAUGGGGAAGUGUAUAUAAAUGAUCUGAAAAAUGGCUGUACAGAGACAUUCUGGAACCCAACCAGUGAAGUCCGGAAGCAGAGGUUGAAGCGUCACAUUGUGCUCUUUGAAGAGCAAACUGAAUUUGAAUCAGAGAGGCUUUGGCAGCACGUAACAAGUGCAAUCGGCAAAGGAGACCAGCACAAGGCAACUCAAGAGAAGUUUGUAUUGGAGGAAGAGCAAAGGAAUGCAGCACGGGAACGGAAGGAGAAUGGAACUGAGUGGAAACCCCUGCUCUUCUGGCAUGACCCUGCCACAAAUGAAUGGCACUACAAAUAUGAAGAUUUAAGGCCCUGGGACCCUUUGAAUGAUAUUGCCCAGUAUGAGAAAGAUGGAAUACUUCAGACCAUGCAGAGGCAUUUAUCCAAUAGAAUGUCAGCUCACAAAAACAUGUGCAUCACCAACCAAGUUGCAAGACACAAGAGGUCUGCAAAUGAUUGUAGGCGGCGUAAAGCCAGUGAUCAACCAUCCAACAACAGCCAGAACACUGAAAGCAGCUGUUCAACACCAGAAUCUGUCCAGGAACUGUCGGAUGAUGAUGGUUUUGAAAGUCUGUGUCCUCAGUGUGGAAAAGAAAGCAACCAUUUGAAGGAAAUUCACACUGUUGUCUUAUCUCUCCAGAGAGCCCAACAGGACAUACACAGAAACCUCACUGCUCUGAACAAAAAGUCUGUCUACAGGAGGGCCUCAUCUGAAAACCUCUUCCUGGACUCUCGUUGUUGGUUUCUCCUUUGCAUCUUUCUAACAUGUCAGCUCUUCAUUAAUUACGUAUUCAAAUAAAGGCACUGCAUUUGGCAGCAAUAAAUGUGACCAGCUGCUGGAGCAUGGAGGCAGAAAUGCAAGGAGCCCACUUGAGGCACCAAGCACUUUAAUACCUACGCAGCAUGGGGCAGAAGGAAGAAAGAAACAAGAUUAACCAGGGAACCUACAAGUUUUGUUUGUCAGAUUAUACCAUUGCCUUUUUACAUGUACAUCUACAAGGACCUCUUUACCUGUAUGGGCCUUAAUGCUAAAGCCAAAUGUAGCUUUAAUUGUGCAAUGUUGUUUUUCUAUGUCUUGUCAUUUUUCUGAUGCAAUUUAAAAUUUACCAACCAGUAUUGGUGCCCCCUGUAACACUAUACAUCUACUUGGUUUUGUACAAUGGUUCCCAGUGGCUUGUUUUAUAGCUCUUCUGUGGGUGGGGGGUAUUUUGGCAUCAAGAUGACUGCUGAAUUUUCACACAGAGAAGGGAGCACUGGGCAGCCAUCUUGAAAAUGAAGCCAUCCAGGUAUAGCUAUAUCACAGCUUCAGGCCAGUGCUCUCUUACACCAAACACACAUGACCAAUUCAUUGAACUCCAUUCCCCAGAGAUUGUAAAUAUGCACGAUUUCCUAAAGCUUGCCUCUUUUAGGGAAUAUGAAGCCUCCCAUACACCACCAAUAAUGUCCUAAUCUAUGUCCAUUGGGCCAUAGGGUCAAACAUGCCUGUUCAUGAACCAGAUUUUUUUUUAAAUCAAGUGUUGAAUUUGCAUUGAGUGAAACAUGUACACACAACCAUUGUAUAAAGGAAUGCCUCUGAAAUGUACCAUUUUUCCAAGAUGAGUUAAAGAGGAUAGCUGUUUAAACACUUCUGUAUAUAGGGGAUUUCAUAUAUUUCACAUGUUAUGAACUCACAAUGGCACUGGGGUGCACUAGGUUGCUUCUGUUGACUUAGGAGAGUUUUUGAUAAGUACAGGGUAGCUGCAUGAGCAGGCACAAGCAACCGUUUCAGGUUUGUUUCCAAAGUGAUUAUUUGCACCCAAUUAGUUUGGCUUCCCUGGGUUUUAAUUUUGAGGAGUGCCUGCUUCCUUGUGUCAUAGAAAGCCCCACCCCAUCCCGUCUAGGGCUGAUCCUGUGAUUGUGAAGGCACCCUGUGCGUGGUGUUUGCUCUUAGGUACAUUUAAAGGUUAAAGGUCAGGAAUAGUAAGGGUUUGCCACUGCAUCCUCUGAAUCUGUUGAUAGUCUUCCUAUUUUUACACCAUUUUAAAAAGAUUUGCAAUAUUUUAUGUAGACCUGCAGCCAGUACUAAGCCUUUCUUUUCUGGCCUGAAGUAGUUCCAAGUGGUAAGUACUGAUAUAUAUAUAUACUGCUGUAUAUAUAUAUAUACAUACAUACAUACACAGCCUUAAAAUAUUUAGUGGUGGUGCCAGUCUGGCUAACUUUCAGUGUAAAUGUUUCCAGAUUUUUAACUACAUUCCUUGUGGUGUUCCCCUGGAAGGGGAAACCUUGUUUGUGCUUGAUACGUUGAAAUAAAAGUACACAACUUUCACUUACAA
Molecule: messenger RNA, 4204 nt
Organism: Heteronotia binoei (common prickly gecko)
Lineage: Eukaryota; Metazoa; Chordata; Lepidosauria; Squamata; Gekkonidae
Gene: OSBPL5
Product: oxysterol binding protein like 5
Exons: 22
Coding region: 16-2691 (891 amino acids)
Biological process (GO): phospholipid transport
Cellular component (GO): intracellular membrane-bounded organelle; cytosol; membrane
Molecular function (GO): sterol binding
Source: RefSeq, a predicted model, not a curated record